Chroicocephalus ridibundus (black-headed gull) is the source of this 800-nucleotide messenger RNA. RefSeq names its product cathelicidin-B1-like. The transcript has 4 exons. Lineage: Eukaryota; Metazoa; Chordata; Aves; Charadriiformes; Laridae. The coding region runs from base 16 to 576 and encodes 186 amino acids. Gene Ontology annotation, molecular function: lipopolysaccharide binding. Gene Ontology annotation, cellular component: extracellular region. The record is from RefSeq and is a predicted model, not a curated record. Gene Ontology annotation, biological process: innate immune response; defense response to Gram-negative bacterium; antimicrobial humoral immune response mediated by antimicrobial peptide.
GUGACAGGAGGCAGGAUGAGGCCGUACCGAGCAGUGGCACCGCUGUUGCUGCUCCUGCUGCUGGGACUGGCCAAGGCCACCACGCCGGGGCCGGAUGGAUCCACGCCGGGGUUGACCGGAUCCAUCCCGCCAUCCCCGCCUGGACUCUGGACCGUCAGCUACGGGGAUGCCGUCUCGGCCGCCGUGGAGUUGCUCAACGCCAGGGCCAUCAGUCCCUACGUCUUGCGGCUCCGGGAGGCCCACCACCAGCCCGGCUGGCCCAGUGACCUGCAGCAACGCCAGGAGCUGAGCUUCACCGUCGAGGAGACCACGUGCCAGGCUCCGGGGAUGGCCACCGCCGCCUGCAAGAGCCGCUGGCUCGGGUCGGUGACUUGGUGCCGGGGCUCCGUCUUCCUCGAGCAGCAGCAGCCCACGGUCGAGCUCUCCUGCGAGAGGGUGCCCGCCACGCUCGGCCGUGUCCACGUCAACAGAUUCAAGGAUUUUUUUGCCAAGAUCAAGGAGCGUUUCAGGGGCUUCUUCCGACGCGGGAAGGUCUGGAUCCGCGACAAGCUCAACCUCAAAAAACCCAAACCCUGAGCGGGUGACAUCGUGUGUGUGUGUCCCCCCCCUCACCGCCGUGCCCCCCGCCCGGGCGCUCUGCUGGCAAUAAAUGUCCCUGCAACGCUGCCGGUGUCACCCUGCGGGUCCCUGCGCCGCCCCGUCCCCCCUGCGCCCCCCCCAGCGAGUGGGGACGGUCCCUGAGGUCCCCCAAAUCCCACCCUGUGCCCAGACGGGGGGCUCCGAGGGUGCUGGGGUGAAGC